Molecule: messenger RNA, 633 nt
Organism: Dendroctonus ponderosae (mountain pine beetle)
Lineage: Eukaryota; Metazoa; Arthropoda; Insecta; Coleoptera; Curculionidae
Gene: RpS30
Product: FAU ubiquitin-like and ribosomal protein S30
Exons: 4
Coding region: 124-528 (134 amino acids)
Biological process (GO): translation
Cellular component (GO): ribosome; cytosolic small ribosomal subunit
Molecular function (GO): protein binding; structural constituent of ribosome
Source: RefSeq, a predicted model, not a curated record
UUGGCAGCACUGGUGCUACCUGACUUUGACUUUUGACACAAAUGCGGCCAUUUUUUCGCCAAGACGCUCUUUCGUGACGUGCUUAUCAAAGUGAUUGCAACGUGUCUAGCAAACCCCCUCAAAAUGCAACUGUUGUUCCGCGGCUUGAAAAGUCACGCUCUCGAGUGCCAAGACGAUGAAAACAUCGGUCAAAUUAAGGAGCGCCUCGCGGCUCUCGAAGGGCUCCAGACCAGUGAAAUCAGCCUGUACUUGGCCGGAAGCCCGCUGGACGAUGACGCCGCUGUGGCCGAGCUUCAGAACGGGGAGAUCGAGUUGACUGUCGGCCUUCCUGGUGGUAAAGUGCACGGAUCCCUUGCACGUGCUGGCAAAGUCAAGGGCCAGACCCCCAAAGUGGAAAAGCAGGAGAAGAAAAAGAAGAGGACCGGCAGGGCCAAGAGGCGCAUCCAGUACAACAGGCGAUUCGUGAAUGUUGUUGCCUCCUUUGGACGUAGGCGCGGACCCAAUUCCAACUCUGGACCAGCCGCGUAAUUUUUGAAUGUUUGCUCUGUUUGGUAUGUAGAUGAAACAAACCCUUGUUUGUUUAAUGCAUAUCCAUAAUAAGAACUAUUAAAAUAAUCUAAUCUGAAUUAUGAA